AAACCAACAAUUUAGAAAGGUGAUCUGCUGUUAUUUGAGCAGUUGCCAAUUCUGGAAAAGGUCGUAUGAGUAUUGUGUGGAAAUCAUGAUAUCAUCAUGCAAGCUUGCAAAACACAUCCCCCACAUAGCCCAUGCUAAUACUUUUCCCAAUAGAGACGGCAUUGAAUUGGUUGAGCCAAUUACAGAGCAACACGUUGAUAAAGAACUAUAGGCUACCUGAUCUUUUGACUCCACCCCACACCUGUGCAAUGACGCAAUCUGUACAUGAAUCGAAUCGAAUUGGGCUACAACUCACAUUAUUAUUUUAGUUAAAAGUAUUGUGAUGGCAUCGUUCUUGAAAGGUAAGAAAAGAAUCCCAAUGCUAAUAAAAUAUACUGUUUUCGUUUUUUGGGGGGUUUACAAAUACUGUUAAAAAGGUUUCUCCAUUGCCAAACAAUCGCCUGUUAUGCGUAAUAGAAUUCCACCUUAAUAUAGUUUUGUUUUUCAAAUAACAUUCCAGAACGUUUUAUUGAUAGAAGAAACAUGAUUGGUAAAUUCAUUUUUGUAUCGUUAUGCCUAACUGUAUUCGUACAACUGCUGUUGGCCAGCGGUUCAUCUACAUGCAAAGAACAAAUUCCUGCUGUCGGACAAAAGUUGUUUGGGCUCGGGUGUCAUAAUGAGAAAAAACGAAUCGAUCAACUUGUUGGAACUAUCGAUGCCUUAAAAAAGGUCCCGGCCAAAGACACUAUUGCUGAUGUGGAAAAUUCUCUUCGUAGAGAAAGAGCAAAUAAUCAAGAGCUUCAAGUUUUGGUACAGAAAUUAAUUAAAAAAUUAGAAUUGUGCGACGACAAACGUAAAAUGUUUAAUAACUACGUGCUAGAGUCUUUUUUACGCAAUUCGCCUUUUUCUGGAGUAGACAAUUACACUCGGUACACAGUGGCUCGAUUGGGGAUGUUGCCAAUCAAAAAUGCCAAACCUUUGAUACCCAAAUUCGGAACAGUCAUCAACGACGUUCUUUCUUUUCGAUAUCCCAUCAACAUUCCGUCGUGUCCAGCAGCAGAAAUAACAAAUAACACUUGGUCGAACCCAAGUGUUUUCAUAGCGAUUAUAUCGGCUCCGGAACAUUUCAAAGAGCGAAAUAACAUCAGAGAAACUUGGCUGAUACACCUCAAAAGUGCCCUGGAAAAAAAUCUGCUGGGCAUUAGCACCCGAUUCGGUUUCUUUCUCGGUCAGACUCGAAACGAUUCGAUUCAAAAGCGAAUCGAAGAAGAGAAUCAGAAACACGGGGACAUCGUCCAAAUCGAAAUGGACGAUUCGUACCACAAUUUGACGCUGAAAGGCAUCGCCAUGCUCAACUGGGUGCGGCAACAAUGCGCCAGCAAGGUCGACCUCGUUUUCAAAGUGGACGACGACGUCUACGUAAACGUGCACAAUCUCGUUCAUUUCGUCCGGUCCAACUAUCAAUCGAACAACAGUUUGUUUGGCUACGGCAAUUUCGGCUUCUACCCAAUCAGGAUGGAGCUGGGAUACGCGAAAGACUACGCCAAAUGGGACAUGACUUUCAAAGAGUAUCCGUGGAGUCAUUAUCCCAAUUACGUCAACGGUCCGGCCUAUUUCAUGCACUCAAGCGUCGUUAUUCCGUUAUUGGCUGCCAGUCAGACCACUCCUUUGAUCCCGUUCGAGGACGUUUUCCUGACCGGAAUGUGCACGGAAAAAGCCGGUGUCAAGAUGCGAUAUUCCGCAGGCACUCACAGUGUCUUUUAUCGUCCUCUGCCAACCGCUCCGCCGCCGUGUGAUUUGCGAAAAUUCGUCGGGUGGCCGACCGACAAUCAAUUCGUCACCCACUCGGCCGUCGACGAUUUUUAUCGGAACAAGACCCAGUGCGUCGUCACCGAAUCGGAUGGAACCAAAAAGACAAUCGACUUCACCGCCCCCGUUGUCUUCAAGUUCACUUAGUCUGUUAGACAAGACAAUGAAGACAAGAUUAAAUCCCUUUUGGAAAUAACGCUGAAAAAUCGACAUACAUUGGCCUAAUAUAUUAGCAACAACAAUUCGGCGCUUGAUUUAAACUAACAUUAUUAAUCAUUUGUCAUGUACAAGAGAACACUAAUAGUAAAAUAGACUUGCUUUAUCCGGUA
This is a messenger RNA of Daphnia pulex (common water flea), 2117 nucleotides long. Its product is annotated as beta-1,3-galactosyltransferase 1-like. Lineage: Eukaryota; Metazoa; Arthropoda; Branchiopoda; Diplostraca; Daphniidae. The transcript is spliced from 2 exons. The coding region runs from base 523 to 1935 and encodes 470 amino acids. Gene Ontology annotation, cellular component: membrane. Gene Ontology annotation, molecular function: hexosyltransferase activity. The record is from RefSeq and is a predicted model, not a curated record.